AUGCGACAGGCCACGGCCGAUAACGUAGUCAAGUUCCUUGAAAGGGAGGUGUUUCAUGUUUUCGGGAUCCCGGAAUAUCUACAUUCAGACAAUGGGAAGCGAUUCGUUGCCAACAUGUUCGAGGCUUUCUUAGAGAAUUACGGAGUUAAGCAUAUAAAGACAGCAUUCUAUUCACCUCAAACUAAUGCUGCCGAGCGCGUGAAUAGGUCUGUUCUUCAAAUGCUAAGAUCUUAUAUAGGCAGUAGUCAAAGAAAUUGGGACCAGCACUUGAGUGACGCGGCAUUUGCUUUGAGAAUUGUGACACAUUCAGCGAUAGGUGUAUCUCCAUACUACGCAGUGUUCGGAAUACCGAUGGUGCAACACGGCGCGGCGUAUGACGUGCUUAAAAAAUUAGGUUCCAUCAAGGACACUGACUGCGCUGUAGAAUUGGGUCUAGAAAAGCAUCAAACGAUUAGGGAUAAGAUAUUCAGCGAACUAAAACGAGCACAUAGCAUAAGCGAAAAGGUUUACAAUACUAGGACGAAAAAUAUUGAAUUUAAAAUCGGCCAGUUAGUGUACCGCCGCAAUUUUAGACAGAGCUCGCUGAUGGACCAUUAUAAUGCCAAACUUGCGCCGAAGAAUGUUCAGUGCGUCAUAUUACGAAAAGUUGACACAGCGCUUUAUGAACUAGGCGACACCUCUGGUAAGAAGUUAGGCGUGUACCAUGCGAAAGACAUGUUUGUAGCAUAG
Messenger RNA from Rhagoletis pomonella (apple maggot), 729 nucleotides. RefSeq lists its product as uncharacterized. Lineage: Eukaryota; Metazoa; Arthropoda; Insecta; Diptera; Tephritidae. Bases 1 to 729 code for a protein of 242 amino acids. Gene Ontology annotation, molecular function: nucleic acid binding. The record is from RefSeq and is a predicted model, not a curated record. Gene Ontology annotation, biological process: DNA integration. The transcript has a single exon.